This is a messenger RNA of Miniopterus natalensis, 1990 nucleotides long. It is a transcript of the gene CLHC1, whose product is annotated as clathrin heavy chain linker domain containing 1. The record is from RefSeq and is a predicted model, not a curated record. NCBI's taxonomy places the organism in Eukaryota, Metazoa, Chordata, Mammalia, Chiroptera, Miniopteridae.
CUUUUUUCUUUCAGGCCUGUCAAAGUUUUGGCUUUGUUGUAAAAAUAAGUCAAGAGUUAACUUUUCUCUGGUGAAUAAGUGUGCAGAUUAUGCCAUGUCGGUUCAAGAAAUAAAUACAUAUGCAGUUCUCCCUCCUAUCAUCAGUAGAAGUGACAAGGAAUUUUUGGAAAGUAUGCAAAGAUAUAUAAUUACAGAAACAGAAAGAGUGGGCUGUAAUGAGGAAGGACCUGCUGAAGAAUAUUAUAUCAUAUACCGAAACGUUUUUGACAAGGUAAUAGAAUAUGUCACUGCGUACAAAUCCAUCCUUUCUUCAAUCAAAAAAGAAUACGAUGCCGUUAUUGAGAAAAUAAAGAAAGACCAAAGAACUGCAUUUUUUCUUCAUGGAAAACUUAAAGUUUUGGCAGCAGAGCCCACAACGUUGGUGUAUCACAGGACAAGAAUAAUCCAACUGGAAGCAAAAUUGAAGAUUAUUGAAAAGAAUUCCUCAAAGAUUCAAUUGCAAAUAGACAAAAUGAAACAACUUAGGGCAAAGUAUGCCGUGAAAGAAGUAAAACAUUUUCCUUUCUCCAAAGAUCCUUCAAAACCUAUUUCAGGCCUGACUCUUGAAGAAUCCUUCAACUUAGAUGCUCUCAAUAAAUACCUGAACCAUCUUGAAGAUAAAUAUGCAGAAAUUAAGCAAUUAAUGUCAAAAAAAUACAUGCCAGUUCAGAGGAAGGCAGAUUUAGAGGAGGAAAUGAUUGUGAUAUUAAAACGAUUAAAUGUAGCUGAAAAUCUGAACAAAGAAUUACAGUUUCGCCAUCAAAGACUGCAGAUUAUUUCAUGUGCACUUAAUUCAUGGGUAAAAUCUGAUAAGAGCAGCUCAUUUCAAGACUUUGUGAAACAAACUGAGAAAACUAAAGAUUUACAAGGUGACCAAGACCUUGAUGAAGAACUGUGUGACUAUGAUCCAGGCAAGGCAAAAGAAGCUGAACUUUUGCUUUACUACAUUGAAAGGUUCAACGAAUUAAUCUUACUUGGUGAAUAUGAGAAGGCAGCUUGUUUUGCAGCGAACAGUCCUAGAAGAAUUCUUGAAAACAUGGGGACAGUGAAUAAAUUUAAGGCUGCUGGAAAAAUUAGAGGAAAGCCUUAUCCAUUACUCUUAUUUUUUGAGGCUAUCUUUAGGACAAGCCAAGCCUAUCGACGGCCUAUUAAUGCAGAACUAACCCUGGAAGGAAUCAAAUGUGGAUUAUCUGAAAAGCGUUUAGAUUUAGUUAUUAAUUGGGUCACUCAGGAAAGGCUCACAUUUUCUGAGGAGGCUGGGGAUGUGAUUUGUGAUUAUGGGGAGCAGGAUACUCAUAACAAGGCCAAGUGCCUGGCUUUAGCUCAGAUUAUCUAUAAUGAAUGUAGCCUGCACAACAAAGUUGUUCUUUGCCUGUGUAAACAGGGUCAGAUUCAUGAGGCCAUGGAAUAUAUACAACAAUUCAAGGACUUUGCUUCUGAUGACCUGAUGCAGCUAAUAAAGUUAUGUCCCCACUAUGAAUUAAUUCAGUGUCUCACUAAAGAAAGGAAUGGGAAACCACCACUUUUAUCUUUUGGUCUUGCUAUACUUCAUCUAUUCUCUGUAGAUAUGAAAAAAGUUGGCAUUAAGCUACUUCAUGAAAUAAAUAAAGGUGGGAAAGAUGCCAUAGAAUAUCUUAUGAUAAAUGAUCCAUUUUGCUGCCUAGAAAAGUGGCAAGAAAUGGCAAAUAUAUGUUCACAGAAUGGCUUUGAAAGAUUGUGUGAUGACAUCAUGUCCAUUCUUCGAUCUCAGGCUGGAGUUACAGAAAUUUCUGAAGAGGAUGAUACAGUCAACUUAAUGCAACAUGUUUUUUGGUAGUUCUGUAUCUUAACCAGCUGAGGGAGCUUCUACAACAUUUUCUAUGUUGGUUGGGCAAACUGAUUUUGAAAUAACUAACAAAAAAUCUAGAGUAUGAAGCUCUCAGAAAUAAAUCAUGCUUCUUUGGUAUGAUGA